GGUUCUCCUUGUGUCUUUAGAAUUAUCGGGAUGCUUGACUUGAGAAUUUUGCGAUCGGAUUGUGUGCGCGAAGGCUUAGGGUACUGUUUUUUUUACGUGGUGCCUGGAGUAGCCUAUCUGCACUGGCUUACAGGACUAGGCUGUUUGAAGAAUAAAUGACACAGCAUUUAUGUCUUCGCGUCUCUUCGUCUCGCGCUCGGCCCUUUUCGACGCCGCGGCGCGUCGUGUCGUCAUUUCUGCCUGCGGCUUCGAACGGGUCGUUCGGGACGUUAUCAAGCUCCGCUGCGUCGAGCAGAAGUAGAGCUAGUUGUCCACGUGGUUUACCAAGAAAGAAUGCAGGAGUGGACCGUGCAUUCUCGUCACUAGCUGCGCUCUCCACGUCAUCUUCGGAGGAUCCAAGUCAUAGUUCGGACAGCAGUGGAGAGGUCGAGGGUGGGGAGCAUAGGGAAGCCCAAUUUCGUGAACUCGAUGACCUGCUGGAUGAGGCACAUGAGCAUUUCUCGCACAGACGUUUUCAGGAAUGCUUGCGGGUCAAUGAUAAGGUGAUGGACAGGUGUAAACGGACAAUCGGUGAGCACAACUUAGAGGAUAGAUGGGACCGUCUGUGCGCCGCCCAGGUGAACUCCGCUUUCGUGCUGAAAUUAUUGUGUGAUUGGGAGCCAGCGGCAGCAUUGCUGCGUGAGGCCAUCACGGCUUUAGGAAAAAACUAUGUUUCCUACAAGAGGGAAACAGCGCAAGCGCACGAAUUGCUGGCAGAGAUUCUCUUGAAUCACGAGCAGUCUGUAGGAUCGAGAAGCAGCAAGACCACAACGACAUCGACUGACGAGGCAGUUGGAGACGAGAAUUAAGGCUUACCCACCUUAUCCAUCUUCUGAGGCAUCCAGAAGAGGCUUUUCAAGGGGAAAAAGCGCCUAAGAUGCGUCUCAAGAUGGAUAGCGGUGAGCUCUAUCUAAGAAAAAGAAAAGACAAGAAAGAAGUUGCUUGUAGAAGCACAGACGGCUAUAGAACGAGCGCUCAGCUCCAAGAGGGACUAUCUGGGUGAGGACGAGUCCUCCAAUGAGCACUCUGCACGUGCAACACCACUACAUCUUCAUGGUCGUUACUUUGAGCGCACAGGCGACUUGGAACAAGCGAAACUAGUUUAUCUUCGUGCGUUCGCGAAUGCGUACCAACAGGGCGAAGUCCCGCCCCCACCGGCCUGCGGCAGUCUCAGCAACUACGCCAGUUGUCUGCAGGACCAAGGAAGCUAUGAGCGGGCCAUCGGCGUCUACGAACGAGUCGCACAGUUUCUCAAGGAAAACGCCGGCACCGAGACGAACCUGCAUGUAGGGCAAGCCUACGCAGAUCUUGGGGUUGCAGCGAUGGGAGCCGGAAUGCGCGAAGGGGCGUUACAAGCCCUGCAGAAAGCUCUGGUUAUCCAUGCUAGCAUCCUCGGAAUGGAUCAUCAAGGUUAAGGCUUCAAAUUAUUAGAAUCACGCUCACUUUCUACUAAAGUCAGCAUGAAAAUGGACUCGUCUAUCUUCCUCCUGGUCGAAUGCAGCAGUUGCAUCUUAGCUGCAUUGUCAAAGCGAAUUAAUGGCCUGCUCUAACGUGGGGUCCAGAACGUGAUGGCAUUGGUGAUGCAAGUGAACAGUGCAGAAUUUCGAGAGACCAAGACGGACUUGGACACAAAGCAAGAGUUGAUAGAACGCGGUCACGCAUUUGUGGACGAUCUUGUGGAGCAGAAGAAGACUAUGAAGAGGAUAGAAUUUAAUAUUCACCUGCUUAGCUCUGAUUUGAUACAGAAGAUCAUGAAGUACUUUAGAUCAAAAGUACCUUCAUGCGCAUAGUACUACGAGUACCCACUAUCAUCUUCUUUCAUUAAAGGGGAAAACGAGCGGAAGCGCGUCCGACUAACAUCCGACGUGUCAGAAGAAACCCGAUUCUUCGACCACGCAGGGUACGUGGGCCACGGGCCACGGGGUUACACAGUGCGUUUGAGGGCAGAUCGCUCCUUCCUCGCAAACGAAGCAACCGAUCCAUAUCAGCGAUAAUGUUGUCUGUUGUCU
Molecule: messenger RNA, 2048 nt
Organism: Amoebophrya sp. A25
Lineage: Eukaryota; Dinophyceae; Syndiniales; Amoebophryaceae
Source: the annotation of a GenBank genome assembly